CUGAUUACACGGUUUAUACGCCGUAAAAAGUGAUAUGUUUCUUCACACAUGACUUACAUUUCUAUGUUCCUCUUUGACAGUCCGUUAGUUUCUUAGUCAUGUAACAGUCUAAUACAUACAUGAUCUGAAUAUACCGAGUUAUGUAGAAUCAUUUUUAUUAACUUAAGUUGAUAUGUUCAAUAAAAUCUCUAGAGUUAUUCCGACAAAUAGAAAUAAACGUUUAAAUUGGGUGAAGACAUAUAUACAUAUUUUCCUUUGACUUACUGCAUUGUGAAAGCGUUUUUCUGAAAAAUGUUUGCAUAUCAAAUUUUAGCUAAAAUCAUAAUCUAGAUUACAGUCUCUAUAUAUUUGUAUAUUACGAGAGAUCAAUGUCAAAGAUCGUCGUGUUGUAUCUUAGUUAUUUUUCUUCUGGGAAUAGGAAAAUAAGGUUUGAAUAAUUCUACAGAUGCUUAGUUUAAUUGGAAAAUAUUUCGUUGAUAGGCAUUUAUCAGUGUUACAUUUAUGCUUUGUAUAUAGGAUAUGAUAAUUAUUGUUAAACAAACUUCUACGCCAAAAUCCACAGAAAUCUCAUCCAUUCUAAUCCUUUUGACAAUUUUAUUGAACUAAAAUGUUGUGUGUUUAAUUCUAUUAUCACCACCGUCUUAACACUUAUUAUGUAUUUCUAAUUCACUUGUUGAACAUUCUUUUAUUUCCUAUGUUAAUAUGUUAAACGAUGAAAAUAAUAAUUGACUGAUCAUUAAUUAGCACUGUCCGAUCGGAUUUUCAUAUAGUUAUUGAACAGUGAUCGAAUUCACGUGUUGCAAAUAGUCUAAGUCAAUCGAAAUUUCUUAAACUAUAUUGUGAUGCUAGAUAUUUGACAAGAAACUCUUGACUCAUUUACCAUUUUAAUUCAACACUCAUUAAAAAAGCGUGCCUGUAAUCUCUUAGGAACUGAUACUCCAUCUGAGAGUCGAAACAGUGUCACUCAACUUCACAUUCUUAUACGCUACCAUGGGGCUAUUCAGGCUGUGACUAGCCUCCUGUAUGCCCGAGGUAUUUACAACUGAGUUCUAACUAGCAUAAAAAGUAGGUUCGAAAUUUCUUCCUGCCUAAGUCUCAUCAAACUAUAAUGCACGUGAUGUCGAGUCACUUAGACUAAUGAUUACACUACAAUUUGAAAGACCAUAGGUCAAUCAGCAUCACUAAGGUCUAGAAGAAAUUAACACUGGUCACUACUCAAUCAGUUGUAAAUAUCUCAGCUGUACUGGAGGUCAGUCACAGUUACUAUUGAUAAUGAAAAUAUUUUGGCACUAACAGUUUACUUUAUCAGUUAUCUUUUUUCCAAAGUCUUGUUCAUUAAUGCAUAGUGUGCGCAAAUCUGUUAAAUUGUUAUUUACUUUUAUGGCUAUAAAUGUAUAUAUUUUUAUCUAAUACUGUUUGUAAAUAAUCAAUGUACAGUUAUCUAUUUCUUCAUGUUAAUUUUUUAUCUAGUUAGAUAAGGCUCGACCAAAUUUCAUAUCACUUGGAUUUCAUACUAAUUUUAAAUCAUCUACUUAUGAAUUAGGCUUUCAUCCAUGUGAAAUAUUUUAUUCUGCAGUCUUACUACAAUCCAAUAGUCAGUCUAUUAUCAAUCCUAAAACAACUCAUAAAUUCAAUUGUUCUCCAAUAUUAACUUUAAGCGAUUAUAAUAAAUAUUUAACAGAUGAAAAUGUUCGAGGAAAUUAUCCAGCUCUUUGGUUUGAUUCUGUUCGUUCCUUACAUGUAAAUGAGUCUGGUAUAACAGCUUCAGAUUGUAAGUUAUGUUUAUAUAGAAAUGAUUUUUCAGUGUUAAAGCUAUGAAGCGGUAGUUCAGUGAUCAAAACACUAAUUUAAACAACUUAUCAGUAUCAUUAAUUUGUAAAUAAUAUUCCUGUGUUUACUGAUGAUACGAUUUCCAAAGAUUAGGUGUAACAACCAGGUUUUAAUUGAUUGGAGAAUGAAUGACCUAGAAACUAAUUCCUUCUAAUCGCCUAUAAUGUUUUACAUGUUCAUUUUGUGUUCUUGUUCUGUAUAUCAGCAUGUUAUUUUAUCACAUGAAAAACUGUUCAUCUGGCUAGUAGUUUUCCCUUUGAUUUUUAAUUAUUUGGGACCUAAAGUCAAAUAUACUAUUUCCUGAGUAGCCAUCACUUACCUCCUUUGUUUAAUAGGCUUUUCAGAUCUGCGGGAUCUUCCGUGACCGUUUCGUCAACAUAAAAAGUUUAUAUGCAGCUUCUGAUUCUUAUGGGAAUGCGAAUCACAAACUGCAGAAUGGCAAUAUGUUUCACUUUCAUAAUCUCUGAUAGAGCUUUUUAUUGUAGUACAGAUCACGUUAUAGGCUUGACUUUGUGGUCAUUAAUGACUGAGAUAAAUUCCCGAAGGUUUUAUAAGUAGGAAGUUGAGACUUGUAAGUGAGUUCAACCGUAUUUGGAAGGAGAUAGGUUUUAUCGAUGAUAUAGGAUGACUAUCAUGUUAUACUAUGAAUUUACUGAAGUAAGAAAUGUAGGUCACAUAAUUCUUACUUGAAUGGGUGGCACACUCACUACCACUCCUAAAUGCUACGAGUUCGGAUCUUGAUAAGUUUAUGCGUGUAAACUACUGAGAAGUACUGUACUAGAUCGAAAUAACUAUCUUGAACAUCUUAGUUUUUAAUGGUUCUUCAGCUAGUCAGUAAUAAACUGUGCGAAUUCUUUAUAUAUUGGGAUAUUAGUAUCUGAAACAUCAAGUUUUAUUUCCACUUCUUUCAUUGAAUGAUCAUCGUUGAAUAUUUCAUAGAUGUGUUGUAAUAGAUGAAUAUUGUGUGUUAGGUAGAUAGAAUUUUGACUAUUUUAUCCUUUGAUUAAACUCAAAUUGGAGUACGUCGAUUGGUGCAUUUUCAAUUUCUAAUGUAAAUUAUAUAAAUUUCUAUUGCUCCGUAUUUUUAAUUACUAGCUUCACUGGUCUGAAUACGAUUUCACUAUUUCGGUUCGCAUGUUAAGUGUUAAUAUAUCAUUUCAAAUAAUUACAAGUUCUUGAUUUAGUUCUUAAUCUAAAUUUAUUUCUCUAGGGUUAGUGAUGCUAUUCGGUUGACCAAACUGCAGUAUUUAAAUCAUUGUUUAUUGGAUCUACACUAAUGAUUGCUGGUUGAGAUUGUACUUAAUAAAAUUAAAUCGAACAACUUACACCUUAUUAAAACUGUAUUUUCCUUCUAAGUAUAUUUUUUAUCCAAUGGAUUGUAUAUUAUGGGAUGAUUUUCAUCUAAUUUAUCUUAAAUUGUGUUUUUUUUCGUUUUAGAACCGUUGUUAAUUGAAAUCUUUUGAAUUUAGGUGGUACGCUUUGGCAAGAUAAGCAUUAUACGUAGUCUAACCAAUAAAUAAGCAAUCAGGAGCCCAUAAAUUACUCAAUUUGACGAAUUUAGGGUUGCAUCAAACAUAUCUGUUUCAAAAUACUGCAUAUUUAUAACCAUGAUUCUGUCUUGUCUGCUCUUUUUCAAUUCGAAACAUUUGUUGAAGUCCUGAGAAGUCAGUUUCUUCCACUCUGUUGUAAUUUCUCGUUUUAUCAUCUUCGCAUAAUAAUUAUUUCCAUUUGAGAAAGAAGAAGUUCUGGGGCUGUAAAAUUAAUGAGUAGGGAAUUUAAUUUAACUUUUGAAUUGAAUUACAGAUCAGAAACUUCAGGACAGUAGGUGUUGAAUAUUCGCACGGAUUGUUGCAUAUUUACUGGGCAGAUCAUCCACUCAUUAGCAAUUCAUAACUUUCAUCUAUCGUAGCCGAAUAACAACAGGCUACCAAAGUUAGAUUAGCUCAAGGAAAUAGGGAAUUUAACUACAAUGCGAUUAGUCGUUUUUUUAGUUGCUUCUACGAUUAAAAAAACUUUGGUAACUCGGUUUACGCAUGGUUAAUUUAAAACUUUCUUUCUACUUGUAUUCUUAAGGAUUUCUUGAUUGAACACCCGUUUCUUACGAUUUUUUAAUCCAUAUUUCUCACAUUUUGUAUUUAAUUUCUUUCAUUUGUAAAGAUAGUUUCCACGCUAUAGACUCGUGUAUCAUAUAUUGAAAAACUUGUUAUUUAUUGCUUGUGAGUAGUUGAUUGGAAAUGCAGUAUACAUUAAUAAUUAUUGUCUGUCAGGAACUCGUUUUCAUCCUUUCUUCUUCAUAGUUUCAUCUCUUCAUCAAGUGGAUGGAGUACAAAUGUUUAUUCAUAAUCGUUUUCUUAUUGGUUCAUAUUCAGUCGAUGUAUCUCCUAAUUUAAUGCAUCGUUUAGAAGGUUUUAUAAUUGCCUAUAAAAAUUCCAUUCCGUAUCCAUCAUGUUCAAUUUCACAAAAAGAUGAAAUGUUUACAUUGUUAUCAAGUAAUUUAUCGCUUACACGUUUCUCACAACAUAUAUCCACAUGUAAUACACGAUUCGAUGUUAGUAAUGGAAUUAUAUCCGUCCAUACUUCACAUAACUUUCAAAUGAAUCAGAUACUACCCUAUUUACAACUCCAUAUAGAUCAUAUUUCUUUGUACAGUCGUUCACCCAUAUAUCCAUAUGAUAUUGUACAUAUAAUGAAUCGUCAGAAUAUCCCCUCUUAUCUAUUCAAACGUAGUUACGAAUUUAUUCAGUUAGAAUUGAAUAAUCCAUCUAAAUCUGUUGAUGAUUGGUUAAAUGAAUUGCACUUAGGUGUACCGAACACACCAUGUAAAGAAUGGAAUAAACAAUUAAUUGCUUAUUGUUACAAUCGAACUAUUUUAAAAUUAACUGGAAUUUGUAUGAAUCUUAUUGUAAAUCAUGAAAUAAAUCAAUUUUCCGAUAUACACUUAUCCAAAAAUGCUCCUUUUAUCAAUAAUGAUACGGUUAAUGAUAAAUUAUCACUUUUGAAAUUUGCUAGUUUUGAAUGUAUAUUUUGGUCAUUGAAUUAUCCACACUUAUGGAAUUCACCUUCAAUUAGUCAUUCAGAGUACCGAGUGAGGUUGGACAAUGGUAUAGAAAUCAAUAUUUCUUUGCAAACUGUCGGUAUUUUAUCGUUUAUUCUAAGUGAUAUGUUUCAUCAACUGAAUCAUCUUAAAACUUACUGGGAAUCACAAGAUAAAAAUGUUUAUUGGCCUUCUGAACAUCAGUAUUGUUUGCAAAGUGAAUCACAGUCAACUGAUAAAAAAUGUUGGAUAUGGACUACUAAACUAAACGGUGUUGCCAAAUUUCGUAUAUGCUUUACUAAACUAGUUUCUGUUAUGCAAAUUAGUUUAGAAACCAAUGUACUUAUGUAUUUGAAUUGUUCUACUGAACAGCAGAAAAUUUGUCCAAUUAUGGAGAGAAUGGCUGACAAAAACGAUAGUCAUGAAAAUAAAGUGAUGCCACUGUUUUGUUUAGCUGUACAAUUUCCAUAUUCACAUGAUGAGGCAUAUAAUACACCUAUCAAAUGUCAUGUUUAUUUGGCCAAUGUUGAUUACUUAAUCACUGCGGAAUUAUUUGAAUGGUUCGCUUUGUUGAGUUUGCCAGAAAUUAAAAAUCAAUCACAAUAUGGUCACAAUUGUGAAUAUAUAAGCAGUUCAAAUCAGUCAACUGCAAGAAUAGAAGUUUCAAAGUUCACGAAAAAAAACCAAUUAUUAUGCGAUGAAUUAUCGCUAUCAGGCUCUGAUAUCAGCUCGAAAGGACUGAUAAAAGCCAAUAUUGUCCAUUCUUCAUUUUCAACUGAUUUUUCACCUACACAUUCGCUAGUUAUUGGUAAUAAAGCUCAAUGGAAAGAAGUUUGGAAACGUUUGACAUACUGUAAAAACCUUUUGCAUAAUGCUUCAGUUCAGAUCCUUUUCAAACCAGCACGAAUAUUUAGUGUAAUUGGUGAGUGUCCACCAUCGUUUUCCGCAUUUAUAAAAGGUCGAAAAUUAGAAGAACUACUGAUGCUUAAUAAAAUGCCUUACCUACUCUUUGGCUUUCCUCAAUCAUACUUAUCAAAUUACUAUGAUUUAGAUAAAGGUGGUAAUGGUGAGUCCCAAUAUGAUCAAAUUGAUGAUAUUGUUCUCAGCAAUUGUUCAUGGUCAUGCGCAGUAUAUGAUCUACCAAUGUUCUUGCAACCGGAAAAAAUUGGCUCAAGGCAGUCCAUUUUUCACUGGAUGUUUUCAGCUACACAAAUGUAUUUAAUUGUGGAAAAUAGUUUGAUUUUUGCUGGUCGAUUUUCGAUAAAUUUAGAUUUUCAUCAUAACCAAGACUUCGAAUCCAAUAUACUAAAAAGAACAUUAUCAUCAACUAACGCGAUAUGUAAUAGCACUACCCCUUUUGUUAUAAAUCUAAAUACUGAUGUUAAAUGGGAUUAUGAACCCAAUUAUUUAUCUGGAAGAAAUUAUAGAAUUCCAGACUUUCGAAUUUUGAAUCAGACUAUCCAAACAAUCCAAUUUUGCUACAGUGGAUUUCAUGGUAUCAUUUUACCUAAGUUUUCGGAAUUCACAAUAUUUAUGCAUAAAAAUGCCACAAGGUCAGCAACCAUCACUGUCAACCCUACUAUGAAAUCUCCUAAUCUUAGUGAACAUGUUCAAAAUAAACCUAUUCACUUUUAUUCACCAAAUAGUAUUUGUAUUACUGAAGAAUCAUCUGUUAAUAUCCCGACGGUACUUUACAAAACGAACUAUAAUCCACAUAGCAAAAUUAAAGGUAGUCCUUCAACAAUUAGUUUGUUUCAUUUACCAUGUAAUAUCAAAAGUUAUUCGAAUAGAACAAAAAAUGUUGAUAACGAAAAUUUAUCAAUCUGUCAAGAUCAAGAUAAUCCUUUUGAUAUUAUUCUACAGGUUCAGUGUAGUUUACCAUGUACUAAUGGUGAAAUUAUGUUGACAUACUUUGAUCAUGAUGCUAUUUUACAGUGGACAGUGGAAAAUACAAAAUUUAAUAUCAAUUUACAAAAAGAAUGUUGUUGUGUUGAUUUUCAUGUCCGUUAUUUCGAUGCAGUAAUUAAAAAAGCAGAGUCCAAAAUUCCAUUAUUAACAUUACUAGAAAAAGAUAUUCAACCUAUUCAACUACUUCGACCAUAUUUCAAUAAAACACAUGAGGCUGAAAUUGAAUCACAAACUAUAUCAAGUAAUCUUUCUACAGAUGAACAUUACCAGUUUGAUAAAUCUUUAUGGUUUGAAGAGAACAACGUGCCAUUAAUACCUAUCAAUGCCCGAAAACGUCAUCGCUUGAAUUCAAAUACGAACAGAGUAGAAGACAAAUCAAGCAUUGGAGAAAAUUUCAUCAGGAUAGUGUUUACAAGAACGUGUCCUAAGUCCAGUGCAACGUCGGAUUAUUUUUCUAUAUCUCAGUCGGAUUUAUCACUAGUCGAUGAUACUUCACAUAGUGGUAUCGUAUAUCCGGAAGAUCAUUUAUAUGUUGCUGUUCAACCAUUAGAUAUCGUUAUUAUUCCAGAUGUAGUUAGUGAAAUCACUGAUUUUAUCAACUUCAUCUUAAAGUAUGAAGGACAAUGUACUACAUCAUUAUCAUCCUCAUCUUCAGUUUGUACUGAUGGGAUAAAAAACAUAGCUCCUGUGAAACCGUCUCUAACAGUACAUUCACUACCAAUUAUCAGUGUUGAAAUUGAUUCAUUUCGAUUGUUCUAUUUAUUAGGCGGGAUAUCUAAAGAUAAAAAUAUCGCAAAACAUCCAAAUGCUUUAAUGCUAUCUUGUGAUUUUAUCCAAGUAAAGCAAUUAGUGGAAAAUCACAUUGAUAGACCCUGCUUUUCAAAUGAUUUCACUUUGAAUCAAUCAUUUCCAAUAAAACAAUCUAUUAUUGGAAAUGAUAGACAAUUUAUUGUAAUAGCUAACUGUAUAAAUAUUACAGCUGUACCAUUUGAUUGUAUGUGUCAUGAUAAACAAGUAAUGGAUUAUAAUUCAUCUAAUUCUAAUGCUAUUGCUCAAAAUCCUGCUAAAGAUUGGAAUCGUACAGCUACUUAUAGCGAUGUAGAUGAUCCUCCUUAUGGUUGGUCUAUUGUACAUUCGUUUAGUGUUUCUGUUACAUUUGCACCGGCUGUUGUAAAAAAUAGUGAAAAUUGUGAUACAAAUAUUUACGGAGGAUAUUCCAUGGAGUUGUCUCUAAUGAAUAAUUUGUUAGUACUGGCCGACUGUGAACUGAUUAAACAUCUUAUCCAAUUAAUACCUCGUUCUUCGUUUUCGUCUUCUUGUGCAUCAAAUCGUAUUUCUCAGUCAUCAUCACACCAAUCGUCAUGUGUAAAUCUAUUUGAACGAUUGUUUUUUUCAUCAAAUGAUUCUAAUUGCUUACUGUGUACACCCAGUCGUCUAUUCAUAACUGCUCAUCAAAUUGUAUUUCUUAUGUGGACACCUAUUGAAAAUAACCGUUCAUCAGAAUUUAUUAUACAAAUUAAUCAGCCUCAUAUGAUUGUAAAUAUAGCUGGUGGAAAUCCAAAUAUUUACGAUAGAUUUGAGUUUUCAGUAAAUAGUUUUCAAAUGGAUUGUCGAGAAAGUGGACUGAAAUCCUCAUGUACAAUGUGUGAAUCGGUUGUCAUUAAUAAAUUUAUUCGAGGAAAGUGUAAUAGAGAACCUGGUGUUUUUGUUCUUCCAUGUUUAAUUGACAAGAAACUUUCAUCUGAUAAUAAACCAAACAAUACACCAAUAUGUAGUUCAUCAAUAUUUUGGUAUUCAGGUUCCAAUGUGGGGCCUUCACGUGAUGAUAUUAUGAAACCGUGUUUACUAGUUACAUGUGUUCGACCAUCUCGAUUUGAUUUUUUAUCUACAGUCACAGAAUCUUUAUCAUCUCAACAUAAUCGUUUCAAAGUACAAAUUUCGACUGCACAAGAUCAUUUUUUCUGUGUUCGUCCAGAUACAAUUUUGUCUGUUUUGCAUUUUUGCAAAUUCUUCCAUCAGUUAUAUGAAGUGAAUCAUAAGAACGUUACUAGUGAAACAAAUAACUGCAAUAAUACUGUUAUCAAUCAUAAUAUUAUAAUGUCUUGUGGCGAAAGUACUCAAUCCUCUAGUACUUCUUAUAUAAACCAACCAUCAUCACUAAUCACUGUCGCUAGACUUAUUCAUACUUUACACUUUUAUUUCGAAAAAACUAAUGUUGAAAUUAAUUGCAUUAAGAUUAAUUUACAAUUUAAUGAGAGUAUUGGGAAAAUAAUCAAUUCUUCUAGUAUGUUAGAAUUAACACUAAAACAAAUUUCAACAUUGGUUCACUUUAAUCUUAUUCAUUCAGACUUAUUUACAACAACUUAUUGUUGGCAAAAAUUGUCAUCUUUAUCUUUAAUCUAUUAUCAUAAUAAUAAUAAUUUAUUCAAUGGUAAUAAUACAAGUAAUAUAGCUAAUCAUAAAUCUAUUCACCAUUUAAUAUGGCCUAAUACAAGUUAUCAAUUUGGAUUAUCUAUUCAUAUUAAACAUUGUAUUCAUAAAUUCAAUAGAUAUGCUAAUUAUUUAUUUGAUAAAGUUUAUGGACAUUUACAAAUGGAUUCUGGUAUGCACAUUCAUUUACCUGUAUUUGGUUAUAUCAAUGAGUAUAUUAAAAUGAUUAUCAAUAAAAUAAUGUUUACUAUAAAAUCAAUUGAAAUAUGUAAUGGAAAUUGUUGUUUCAAUGAUACAUCUAGUAGUAUAUAUGUUGAAGAUACAAUGAAAUGUAAUAGUUUGUGUAUAGAUUGUUCAAAUAAUGAUCCUAUAAUAUAUUUAGAUGAUUUACGUAAUCAAGAGAAUUUUAUUUUUUAUAAUUAUCCAUCUGUAACAUCAUCAUCUAAUCAAAUGAACAGUAUAGAACAUAAUAAACGUGAAUGCCAUAUUGAAUUAUCCUCUUCUCAUCCAUAUUGGCCAUGGAUAUUAAAUCAAAAUAAUUGGGAACAAACACCUUUAAUAAAUCAUCCAUGGCCAUUACCAAAUGAAGUAAUAAUCUAUAAUGGUUUGUUAAAUAAUAAAAUUAAUAUUGAAGAAAGUAAUGAUUUACAAAAACCACAAUGGUUAAGUAUUACAUGGAUGUAUAGUGAAUUACGUACACCGACUUAUUUGAAAGUACUUCCUGUACCGUUAGAAUUGAUCCCCUCAAAAUUGGAUGAUAAUUAUUUAUCAAAUGGAUUAGAACUUCAGUGUUAUUUACAAUACUGGGACCCAUUUUGCCAUUAUGGUGGAAAUUUCGUGACAUAUAGCGUAUUUGCUCUUAGCGACAGUCAAAUAAAUCAAUAUGUGUUAUCAAAAAAUAAUCAACAAGGUCCUUAUGGACCCAGACCAUCCAGUCCUACUUCCCUUAAAGGAGAAAACAAUCAUGUCUUACAGUCAAAUGGUCUAGUCAUACGUUCAUCAUCUAAUUUAAGCUGUUCCCAUGGUGAUGGAUCGGUGCAUUCAUCAGAGCCACCAACUCAACCAGCAGCAGCUGUUUGGAGAAUUCUUGUUGAUUUACGAGUGCGUACUAGUUCAACUACUUCUAAUCCGUCAGUCAAUGAAAACUAUCCGAUUGCUUUAGCAUGCUUAACCCCUAUGGUUUUAGUUGGUGCUAUUCAAAUUGACACUAUACAUUACCCUAAUAAUCAUAUAAUGGGUUAUGAUUGUUUAUUUAGAUGUCAAGUAUCGAAUCUAACAAUCUCAUUAAUUGAACAUCAAUCUUCAGAACAUCAAAGUGUUGGCGGUUUCGAAUUGAGUCGAUGUAAUCUAAAAGACUUAGAUUUUCUAUAUAAGUCAAAUUUAUCUUCUUUCAAAACUAUACACUAUCCUUUUGAUAAAAAUAUUAAAUUUGAAAUUGGUCAAUUUUCUCUAUUGACAGCUGAUGUAAAUUGGUCUAGAAUGCAACAAACUGUGAUUAAUAACAAUCUAAUUUGUUGUUUAUCUAAACAAAAACUUGAUAUUCUAUGCAAAUCAUUGAAUAUUUUCAUUAGUUCAGAUCGUUUAAUAAGUAUGAUUAUUUUAAAUAAAAGAAUACAACAGUAUAUUAAUGAAUUUGCAAAUAUUCUCUUUCAAACUGAUAAUUUAUUUCAUAAAAAUUCUCAAUCAUCUAUUAGUGAUGAUGCUACAUCAAACAAUAAUUCUACUUUAGGUUGGACGUUAAUAAAUUAUUCUAAUCAGUUUAUAGUUUUAGAUCAAUUACCUUUGGUGAAAUAUCUGUCUGCAAACAAAACAAAUCAAUCUCCUGUAGAAGUUGAUAAUUCUUUCAAUGAAUUAUUUCAUAUAUUUGUUAAACCUAGACAAUCUGUAUAUUGGAGACCGAUUGUUUUUCCUGGACCAAUUACAUCUUCUGGGCAUGCAUUUCGUAUAAAGUUACGAAUUGGAAUUACUUCUAAUAACGGAGAUAAUAAGGUAUUUUUGUGGUCUCAUCCAGUUGAGUUACCCUGGCCUCUUCCACUGCACAAACAGCAUAGUGAUAUUUUAUGUGCUUUAUCCUUGAAAUGGGAGGAAACUUCUCUAUGGACCACUGAAAUUAUUAAUAGUACUUUUCAAUUUCCUGAACUUUAUUUAAUUAUCUGUUCUACUGAACCCAGUGGGUUACCUGGGAAAAUCAUCUUACACUCUAAUGUCGUUGUACGUAACUUGUUACCUGUAUGCUUAACUUGUUCACUAACUACUUCAACCAAUAAUAGCCUGGAUAAAGAACGUUUAGUCACAACUGGGACAGUAAAGAAGGAUUUAUCGGAAGCUUCGAAUCAGGAUAAAACCGUCGAUAAAAAUUCACAAUUCACACAACAAUUAUUUCAAAUUCCAACUGGUCCAGCCAUGGAAUUUAUUUCAACAUCUGCUAACAUUUCACCAGUUUAUAAAAGUACUCUUGGAUGUGAUUUAUGCAUAUACUUCAAAGUAAAUAAUGAUUUCUGUUCUGAUGAUCAAAUACAAGAGAAUAAUACAUUGUGGUCAGAUCCGCUAAAUUUUAAGAUACCAUUACCUGACCAGUUGAACUCACAGACAGAAACAAGUCAUAGAACUCUUAUUCAACUUACCUUGAAUAAUGAAAACAAUAAAUCAACUGGUUCCUCUACAUUUUAUGCUGUCAUUACUGUUGAAUAUUAUACUACAAGUUUUAUUACUCCACCAAUUUGCAUAAUCACUAUAUCACCAUUAUUCGAGAUUUUGAAUUGUAUACCAAUUCCACUAAAAUUGGAGAGUAAAGCGAUUAGCCCUCAGCAAAUAAUCAACACAAACUCAUUAUCAAUUGAAAUUAUUUCACCUGCAUUAUUCAGUCAUGAAAACUGGUCGGCAUGUCAACAUAAUAAAAAUAUACGAGAUUUGUCAAGUUCAUACCUUCAUGUAUUAGCUAAGCCUAUUCGAUUGGCUUAUCAUUAUAAUUUACUUUUAACAGGCACUCUACCAAAUGGCGAAUCAGUAUUCUCACACCCAAUACGAUUAACUGGUCAUGAAAUUUUGAAAAAGUUAGCUACUACUUAUAUAAAUUAUAAUAAUUCCAUAUUGAAACAUAAUAAUAAUAACAAUAAUAAUUCAGAUGAAAUUUUCUUAACAAAAUCUACCCAGUUAAAUAAUUCAUUGCCAAUUAUAUCAACAUUAGGCACUAUACCUAAAUUCUCAUUUGUCAAUAAUUCAAUGAAUGAUUACUUGGAUUAUUUACGUAAUGAUAAUGAAAGAAAAUUAAUUUACUCAAGUUUUUUACAGUACAGUCUGCGAAUUGUUUUACGUUCACAAUUAUUAUUAAUAAAUUGUACAGGAAUUGAUUUAUAUUUGAAAUUUUCAUCUUUGAGCAAUGACUGUUCCUCGUAUACUGACGAUUGUGAAAUACCCCUUCAAGAUAAUAAAUGUUUGGUCUUAUCGAAAACUCAACGUCAUUUUCAAUUAGGUGUUUUAUUUAAUAAUGAAAUAUUUUGGUCUGAAACAAUAGCCAUACAACAAUUGAAUCCAUCGAACGAAUCAGUAGAGGAUAACCGAAAAAAGAAUAUUGAUAAAUAUGUAGAUUUAUUCUUAUGGAACAAUCAACCCAAAUGUUUAUCUUUUUCGAAUUCUUAUAGUACAAUAAGUAUUAAUAUUUUAAUUAAGAAUAGAAUGUUAUGUUUAACAGUUGAAUUGAAAUCAAGCAAUCAAAUGAAUAAUAAUAUUGAUGGUAGUGAUGAAGAUUAUACUUUGACUAGAUCAAAUAAUUUCAUUAUUACAAUUAAACCGAGAUUUUAUAUUCAACACUGGCCUACUGAUUAUAUUCCAGUAAGAUUUAAACCAAUUAUUAUCCCUUUACAACAUGUUAACAAUACCGAAAUAAACAAUUUAUCUAUUGUUCCAAUAUCUGCAUUGAAGUUAAAUGAAGCUAUUGAAAUUUCAAAAGGAAAUAACGAUAAUAUCCCUAUUUUAUGGUGGAAUUUAAGUCAUACUAUUGACCGAUCAUUGUUCAAUACAGAAUUGUUGUAUUGUAUGCAAAUUACACUUGCUUCAGUUGUUCAAUCACAAUGGUCAGAAGUAUUUCCACUUCACAGAGUACCAACUAUUUCGCAUAAUAUAAUUCAUCGAAAUUCAUUCUCUUCUAUGCCAAUAUUUCUUAGUCAAGUAUCGAUUCCAAUAGUUUCGGAAAAUUCAGCAUUCAAUGUAUACCCCAGCCUACUUAUAACUACAAUAGAACACAAAUCUACAGGUCAAAUAAUCAUACAAGUAGAUAAGGAUUCGAUUUUACAAAAUUUAAAUCCAUUUUCAAUACAUAUUUACAAUUGUACUAAUUCAUCUGUAUACUCUGUUGAACUAUUAGAUCAAUUAUUAUCGUCAUCAGCUGAACAUUUAUCCACGACAAAAUUAUUCAAUGAUUCAAUGAGGAACGUCUUGAAGAAUACAUUUUCAAAUUGGUAUCCUUAUAAAAUUUAUGCUAAUUCACAACUAUCAAUUAUCCCACAAUGUUUAUUAGAAUUAUUAUACAUGGAUAAAAUGAAUCGUAAUUGUAACAUUAAUAAUAAUAAUAAUAAUAAUAAUAAUAAUAAUAAUAAUAAUAAUAAUGCAGAAGGGAUAUAUCUACAGAUGAAUGAUGAUAAUGUUAAUCAUGUAAAAUGUCCUAUUCAUAUAAAUCUUAAAGAAUUAUGUUCUUCUAUUCAUAAAACAAAAGGUUUAUGGGAAAAAGAACAAUUAAUCAAUGAUCAUUUAAUGAUUAAAUUAUACUUUUCAACUAAUGAAAAUUCAUUUGGUUUAAUUAUACAGUUAAUUGAUAAUAAUAAUAAUAAUAAUAAUAAUAAUAAUAAUAAUAAUAAUAAUAAUAGUUUUAAUCGAACAACUAUUGACCAAUUCCUAUCACCAACACUAUCAUUGAUCAAUUCAUUAAAGUAUUUAAAUAAAAUUCAUUUAACUAUCAAUCAAUUUUGUAUACAUUUAAUAACAAUCGAAAAUCGAAAAAUCAAUCAAAAAAAUAAAUCAUUAUCUAAUCAUUUAAUAUCAAAAUAUAAAUUUAAUGAAUUGUUACCACCACGAGAUGAAUUUAUACGUUUGACAAUUAUCAGUUUAAGUUUUAUACUGAUAAAGAAUUCAACAUUGAUCAAUAAUAAUAAUAAUAUUCAAUUAAAUAAUCAAUCUUUUAUUAUAAAUAAACAAUUUAUUAUUGAAAUUUGUUUAAAACAUUUACAAUUAGAUAAUUGGUGUCAUAUAUGGACUAAUGAAUAUGAUUUCCCAGUAAUUUUACAAACAAUUCAAUUAAGAAAAUCAAAAACUAUUUGUCGAAUUCUAUUUAAUUCAUCAUCAUUAUUAACAGUUUCUAUGUUAAAUUAUAAAUUAUGUAAUAGUAUAUUGAUAAAUUCUUCUUCAAUCAUUACUUGUUAUUUAUAUCCGCCUAAUUUAGAUGUUUAUCUAGAAGAUUCAUUGAUUUAUGAUAUUCUUGGAAUAUCUAAUAAUUUAAUACAAAUUUUAACGAAAUUCAAUACAUCCAUUAAUAAUAAUAAUAAUUUAAUUAGUUCAUCAUUGAAACCAAUGGAUCAAACUUAUUUCUUAUGUAGACAAUUAACAAUUGAUUCAUUUAAAAUUAAUUUAAGUUUACAUGCAAUGUUACGUUUGUAUUUAUCUUGCCAUUCAGCUCCAUUACAUUUCACUUCAUUUAAACUGAUUAAUACUCAGAAUGGGUAUCUUAAUAAUGUUGAGCAUUAUCAUCAUCAACAAUAUGAUUCAAAUAUUUUAUCUGGUUCAUUAAUUUAUUGGAAUUCAGUGAAAUAUUUAUUAACAAUGCAUUAUAUUACUCAAAUGUUAUUUCGUUCUGGUUGGUUAGUUGGCAGUUUAGAUUUAUUAGGUAAUGUGACUGGUCUGUUGUAUUCUCUGAUUAAUGGUCUUAAUGAUUUAAUACAUUUACGUUCAUCAAAUGAGGAUGAUGAGAAUAAUGAUGGUGAAAAUGUUACAAUGAUUAAUUUGUCUGAUAAAAAUCUAUUUAUAUGUCAACAAAAUAUUGAUUUCUCAUCUACUGUGGCAAUGUCGAUCGGUACUGUUGCAUCUGAUUCGACUACGUUUUCAUUGAAAUAUAAUCGAAAUGUUGGAUUUAUAUAUCGUCUUACUCAAGGGCUUAGUUCACUUACACGUCGAACAACUGGUGGAUUAUUGUUGUCUAUCAGUGGCAUAGCCUCUAGUUUAGCUAGAAACUUGGAUUAUCUUUCUCUUGAUCCUCAUUAUGAACAACACCAAGAUCAUAUUCGACGACAUCAUACACCUAAAGGAUUUAGUGAAGGUAUUCAACAAGGACUGAGCAGUUUAGGUUUGUGUUUACUGAGCGCUAUAGCCGGAGUGGCUGACCAACCAUUACAAGCUAUUUUUAAAACAAUGGACAAUACAAUUGUUUACUCAGAUAGUAUUUUUAAUUCAUCUGUUGACAGUCAAUCAACUCCUAAUUUCUUGUUGUCUACUCUUGGUGGUUUUGGUCGUGGUCUUGUCGGAGUGGUCACUAAACCUGUUGCUGGAGCUGCAGAAUUAAUUGCUCAAACUAGCAAAGGUUUGUUGCAUGGUACAAACAACUCAGCAGAGAUAAUUAUACCAAGUAAAUAUGGAGAACCAUAUAUUUCAUCUGAAAUCGGUUUGCGUUUACAAUAUCAAAAUGUAGACGUUAUGAUACUCCGUUAUUGGGGAUCAGUUGCACUCAGAUAUGUACAGUCAAAUGUUUCAAAUUCUAAUUAUCAUGACAAUGAAGACUUAUCAAUCUGCUCUUGGUUUACUACUGGAAUUUAUAAUCACAAUAAUGAAAAUUACUCUAUAGCACAGUCACAUAUUGUAAAUGAUACACUUCUUUGGAUAUCAGCAUCAUUAGAUCCGAAUAUUGUUUACGCAUCUGUUAUCACAAAUGAAAUUAAUAAUUCUUACUUCUCAUGGUUUGAACAAUUUCCUAAUGAAGUUUUGAGGCAUUUCAUUGACAAUAUCAUCGGAUUCGACUCGAAAUUCGUGGAAAUAAUUGGUACUUCUGUUAAUGAGAAGCUUUCAUUAGUAAAUACUUAUCAUAAUUCCGUCAGUGAUAUGAAUAGUUCACUCAACAAUCGGCCAUUCGAUAUUUCCAUCAAUGAUUCCUGGAAAUGGAUUGAUCAUAUCCAAUUCACUUCAUCAAAUGACAUACACUGUUUAAAAUCAAUUAUUCAAAAGUUCUGGUUGAUAGAUGAAAGAUUGAAAAAAUCGACUCAUCAGAAUAAUACAGAGUUAAAUUCUAGUUCACUUCAAGAACAACAUACUAUUCCUGAUAGUAAUUCUGUUGAUUCAACGUCAGAUAUGAAUUCCGCAGAUCUUUUUUCAUCCGAUCGACAUAAUUCUAGGUGGAAACGUGUUAGAGAAUAUUUGAUAGGUAUGAGUUCAACCGAUCUUAUUCAUGUUUAACUAGGCUUUUUGUACGUCUCUGUUCUCUUGUUGUUUCCAGACAAUAUAAACACUGUGAUUCAAAUUCUCUCGAUGUGAUAAUUUUUUUCUAGCAAAUGUGAUUCUCAGAUCUUAGUAAUAAAUUAUAUUUUUUUUACUAUUUCUGUACAUGUUUUUUCUUCAUAGUUGAACAUUUCUACAUUUUUAAGCUUUGCAUCAGUUUUGUUAAGAGUUGUUAGAUAAUUUACAAACAGUUAUUUAUAUAUUAAAUGUUUUGGGAACGAGAAGUUUAAAUAAAUGGUUUAAACUACAAAUUUACAUAAUUCUUCGAUCAAUUAUGUGUUGCACACAUAUUUCUAUAGAUAUAUCAGAUAUUAA
This is a messenger RNA of Schistosoma curassoni, 16990 nucleotides long. NCBI's taxonomy places the organism in Eukaryota, Metazoa, Platyhelminthes, Trematoda, Strigeidida, Schistosomatidae. The record is from the annotation of a GenBank genome assembly.